CACGACUGACACUAGAACCUCUGUCCGAAUGUGAUCGCUUGAUUUGACACACUAAAUUGGCUCAGACACGUGUGUUUGGUCUGCAGAAAUAAAGGUUAUAGUCAGGGAGUAAACCACUCGGCUGAGCUUUUGUGAUUUGAAAAGUGCUGCGCUUUAACUUCCGGCUUUUGCCCGCGAUCCAAUCAGCUUCGACUCGCCUCUGGUCCACCUGGGAGUCAGUGCGGGACUGUCAACUCCUGGACGUGUCUCUGUUUCGGUAGUGAACAUCUGGUGCCAGACUGUUUAUAUAAAGUUUAAUCCGCAGUUGGAGGGUUAACAGGUUCCUCGGGCGUGUCGCUAAAGAGCUCGGAAUGGACUGGUUUUAUUCGCGGUGUCACCCAGAUCAUGUUUCACGCGGCAUGAACAGACAUCGACUUGUCAUAUUCUGGAGUGUGAUCCUGAGCAUGUUGCUGUACCCAGUGAUAUCGAUGUUGGCGGUUCAGCUGUACACAGAGCUGAGUGGCAGUUAUGCUGCUGGACAUCAUUCUGUAUUGCUCAUUAACUGUCCCACUGAGCAGACUGCUAGAGAUGUUGCCAGAUACAUCAUGGAGAAAAGGAUGGCAGCAUGUGUGAAUAUUCUUCCCCGUACAUCCACCAUGUAUUACUGGAAAGGGGAGAUUCAAGAUUCUUCCGAAAUCCUGCUGCUGGUGAGGACUAGAACUUCUAUGAUUCCUCGACUCACUGAUUUAAUAAAAACCGUACAUCCAUACCAAACUCCAGAAAUCCUCAGUUUACCCAUUCAAGAUGGAAGUCUUUCCUACAUGAAAUGGAUAGAUGAUGCAGUUCCAAAUGUAUGACCCAUAUCAUCGCCCUGUUGUCAAAUGAAAGCG
Molecule: messenger RNA, 869 nt
Organism: Silurus meridionalis
Lineage: Eukaryota; Metazoa; Chordata; Actinopteri; Siluriformes; Siluridae
Product: protein CutA homolog
Exons: 6
Coding region: 351-836 (161 amino acids)
Biological process (GO): response to metal ion
Molecular function (GO): copper ion binding
Source: RefSeq, a predicted model, not a curated record